This is a messenger RNA of Benincasa hispida (wax gourd), 1809 nucleotides long. RefSeq names its product pyruvate dehydrogenase E1 component subunit beta-3, chloroplastic-like. The record is from RefSeq and is a predicted model, not a curated record. NCBI's taxonomy places the organism in Eukaryota, Viridiplantae, Streptophyta, Magnoliopsida, Cucurbitales, Cucurbitaceae.
GAGGUGGCGAUGAAAACGAAGCGAGGCACGAGGAUGUGGCUGUUGUUAUUCCUCCAUUUAAAUCGCCAAUCUCUACGAAGAAGAAAGAAAGAAAGACUGACAGAAAGAAAGAAGGAAGAAAGAAAGCAGCAGCAGCAGCAGCAAAUCAAUAGCUAAAGGACAGCCACCAUUGUUAAACCUUGAAGCUCGAAUUCAUCUCCAUUCCUAAUUUUCUCCGCCCCCAUUUCCAUAUAAAUUCCCCCUUUCCUCUAUCUCUUCACCUUCUGUUCUGUAGAUCCCAAAUGGCGACUGUUUUCCACGCCCUUGGAGCUGGCUCCGCUUUGUCACCUCCCAACUCCUUACAUUCCAACAGAUCCUUCUCUGCUUUCGAGAGGAAGAGUCGUUUCUUGAUUGUUCGAUCUGACGGUAGAGGAGCUAACCAUGUUCUUAGACCUGGAUCUCGCUCCCAGCAUUUGAUCACUAAUGCAGUUGCGACCAAGGCUGAUAGUUCAUCGGCUUCGACUACAUCGAAACCAGGGCACGAACUCUUGCUUUUUGAAGCCCUAAGAGAAGGUUUGGAGGAAGAAAUGGAUAGGGACCCACGUGUUUGUGUCAUGGGUGAAGAUGUGGGUCACUAUGGUGGUUCUUACAAAGUAACCAAAGGUCUAGCUACCAAAUAUGGUGAUCUUAGAGUUCUCGAUACGCCUAUUGCCGAAAACUCCUUCACAGGUAUGGGCAUUGGAGCUGCUAUGACUGGGUUGAGGCCAAUUGUUGAGGGUAUGAACAUGGGAUUUCUUCUCCUUGCUUUCAACCAAAUCUCUAACAAUUGUGGAAUGCUUCACUACACAUCUGGCGGGCAGUUCAAGAUACCAAUUGUUAUUCGUGGUCCCGGUGGAGUUGGACGCCAACUUGGUGCUGAGCACUCACAACGUCUCGAGUCAUACUUUCAGUCAAUCCCUGGAAUCCAGAUGGUUGCUUGUUCAACACCUUACAAUGCAAAGGGCUUGAUGAAAGCUGCAAUCAGGAGUGAGAACCCAGUGAUCCUCUUUGAGCACGUUUUGCUCUACAACUUAAAAGAGAGGAUUCCAGAUGAAGAAUACAUCUGUUCUCUUGAGGAAGCUGAGAUGGUUAGACCUGGGGAGCACAUCACGAUAUUGACAUAUUCUAGGAUGAGGUAUCAUGUGAUGCAGGCUGCUAAAACUCUUGUAAACAAAGGUUAUGAUCCCGAAGUAAUCGACAUCAGGUCAUUGAAGCCAUUUGAUCUUCACACAAUUGGGAACUCAGUGAAAAAGACUCAUCGAGUACUGAUCGUCGAGGAGUGCAUGAGAACUGGAGGAAUCGGUGCUAGUUUGACAGCGGCAAUCACGGAGAACUUCCACGAUUACUUGGAUGCGCCAAUUGUAUGCUUGUCUUCUCAGGAUGUGCCAACCCCUUAUGCAGGGACUUUGGAAGAUUGGACUGUGGUCCAGCCUUCCCAGAUUGUCACUGCCGUCGAACAGCUUUGCCAAUAAUUAGUUUAAGCAGCUUAUUGCCAAGCCAUGCUUCGUCUUCAGUCAUGGAAGAGUUAUUUAUCUCUGUUAGACUCCCAUCCAGUUAGUUUUAGUGAAAGUUUCACUUCAUAUAUUUGAGCAAUUUUUCGUUGUUGAAAACUAUGAAACAGUUUGAUUGUUUUGUUGUCUCAUUACCCCCUGGUUCCAUUCUUCUUUCGAACUUGUUUCUGUAAUUGUCAAAGUUACAAAUAGGGCCAAGCAAUACGAGGAGUCUUUAUGAGUUUUAUAGGAUCUAUGAACCAUUUUGUUUCUAAUUUUAAGUGAUGGAUGACUUUUUCAA